AUGGACGCCAUUCCCGCAGAGAAACUCUACGACGAUCCUGUGUAUCAUUUUUAUGAUCCCAAGUUCAUCCUUUCGUCGGCUUUCAUCAAAGAACAAUUUUUGAAACAUCAAUCCAACGAAGAAGUCGCCCGUCUACUGGCGCUAGAACCGCAUUUUGACUGGAAUCUAAUUGUCGAGUUGGACUUGUCCAUGCUGGGAAUGUUGCACAUUACCGGCUUGCGACUGCCGACAAACGUGAGGCGUUUGAAAUUGGCUCAAAACGAUAUAAAAAAAAUCGAGCACUUGGAUUCGCUUGUAAAACUGGAACACUUGGAUCUGUCGUUUAAUGAAAUUGUUAAAAUAGAAAAUCUCGACAAGUUGACCGGUAUAAAGUUUUUAAAUUUGGCCGGCAAUUCGAUCGUUAAGAUUGAAAAUUUAGAGACAAACACAUUGCUGGAGAAGUUCUUUAUCAACGACAACAUGAUCAGUGAUUUGAGGCAGCUGUUGUACUUGAAACGGUUUAAGAAAUUACAGUGCAUGGAAAUAUUGGAUAACCCGGCCACUAAAGAUGCGGUAAACUCGAGGAACUAUAUCGUCUGCCGGUUUCCCAGGCUACAGUACCUCAACUCUGUGUUCAUAACGGACCAAGAACGAUCGUCUGCCGGAGUGUUGGAGCCCAAAGUGACCAGCAGAGAAAAGGCAGCCGACGACGCUUUGUUUUUAGCCGAUAGCGCGAUAGAAGCUAGAGAAAAAGAGACGAUCGCGCAUAAAUUAGCAUUCGUAGACAACCUGGAUGCCGACAGCUUUGUGGAUUAUCUAUUUCAAAACGACAGCGACGGCAAAGUGUUUAGAAGGCUCAACACCGAAGUGAAGGCUGCGUACGCAGACUAUGAGAAAAAAAUGGCAGAAAUCACUCAGGAGGUGUUUCGGAUGGGAAUGGACACGCUUUUGCAACGGGAACAGGCUUCCGAGAAGUUCAACCUUGCUUAUUACGCGUUCGAGAAGAAAUGGACCGACAAAGGUCGCAAUAUGAUUUGCGAAUUCUUAAACGUCAGGUAUUUCAGGAUGAAGACGAUAGCCGGCCAGUACGACACGAACGAAGAAUCGAAAAUUAAUAAUUCCACCCAAUCAAAGCCCGUGGAACAUUCUGACGGUGGUGGUGUAUACGCGGUUUCGGUGGAAGUCCUGGAGCAAUCGUUUGCCGACGAGACGGAAGCGUUGUGUUUCCGUUUGCACCUGAACAACUUUUACAUGAACAAGUCGAUCGUGACGAUGAUAGGCAAGUACGAAAAGAAUCUGGAAGACAUACUCAAGAUUUUCCUGGAGCCGUUGGUCGAACGGUUUGCCGAUCUGCGUGAAGUAGAAAACGAUUAUUCCCAAGCGCUAAGCGAAUCCGUAAAAAUGGUCUUGAACAAUCCCGACAACGCUGAAGAUAUUUCGUUCUGUUUAGAUCAUUUCGGCGGAGACAGGUUCGCUAUGAUUCAAGCCACGUACAAAUCCACGGACAAGCACAUGGAUGCGAUUUACAUUCGAGAAGAGAAACUUAAUUUCGACAUAAAGAACUGGACGAAAACUAGGAUUGACGAUUUAAAAAACAAAGAGAAAAAGAGAUAUCUAAUGGUCUGCGAGGAAAUCGCCAAUUUUCGAGAAAUACAAAGACAGUCGUUUCAAGCGGUCUUGCGCUCGCACUUAUUUAUUAUGUAA
This is a messenger RNA of Adelges cooleyi (spruce gall adelgid), 1683 nucleotides long. Its product is annotated as dynein regulatory complex subunit 3-like. NCBI's taxonomy places the organism in Eukaryota, Metazoa, Arthropoda, Insecta, Hemiptera, Adelgidae. The record is from RefSeq and is a predicted model, not a curated record. Bases 1 to 1683 code for a protein of 560 amino acids. Gene Ontology annotation, molecular function: protein binding. The transcript has 3 exons.